AUGGAUACUGGAAUUCGUCGUCUUGUUAAAUUUCAACGUGAUCAUCAACAUACUUCUUGUUUAAACAUAAAAUACGAUGAACUACUUGCACAACCGAUCGAUACGAUUCGUCGCAUUUACAAUUACUAUGGUCUUGCAUGGUCAGAAGAGUUUGAAACAGCUAUGGUUGCAUGGCUUCGCGAUAAUCCUCAAGGAAAACAGGGUCGAGCUACAUCGGAUCCGUUUGAUGAAGAUUGCUUGUAUCUAAAUAUUUGGACACCUCAUACUCUAUUACCAUCAACAUCAACUGGAUAUCCUGUCAUGUUAUGGAUGCAUGGAGGAGGUCUUCAAGAAGGUAGUUCAACGCAAAUAAUUUAUGAUGGACUUAGUUGGAAAAAUGCUGCUAUUCUAGCCAAUAAAUCAUUUAUUUUGGUCAGUAUCAAUUAUCGUCUCAAUGUUUUUGGAUUCUUUACUCAAUCGGCUUUGAUCGAUGAUAAUGGUCAAACAAUUGCAAAUCGAGCAUUUAGUGAUCAACGUAUGGCAAUGAAAUGGAUUCAAGAUAAUAUUGGAUAUUUUGGAGGUGAUAAGAAUAAAGUUACUCUAGCUGGUCAAUCUCGUGGAUCUCAAUCAGUUUGUAUUCAUAUUAUAUCACCAUUAUCAGUUGAUUUAUUCCAUACUGCAAUACUCGAAAGUGGAUUUUGUGAUGCUACAUCUUAUAUGCAUGAUAAACAGUGUACAACUAUAUCAUUAUCAACAACACUUGUUUUACUUUUCACAGAAUUAUAUGCAUAA
Rotaria sordida is the source of this 771-nucleotide messenger RNA. The record is from the annotation of a GenBank genome assembly. NCBI's taxonomy places the organism in Eukaryota, Metazoa, Rotifera, Eurotatoria, Philodinida, Philodinidae.